CUGUUGCUCACUUAGUAUCUUAGAUAUUUGACCCACCCAACUUUGACGAGGAUAGUAUACAUUUAUAGUGUAUGACUGCCAAGUCUUUCAGUAGGAACUAUUAUUAUGGCCUGAAGAUAACUUUUCAAGAUGGAUAUAUGGAUUUUGUUAUCGUCUGCAUUUUCUAUUGCAUUAUGGGGCAUUGUCUCUUCGUCAGAGAACAAGAUGUUCUGUUACUACAGUAGCUUCGCCAUCAACAGAUCAGGCAAGGCUAAGUUCCUCCCCGAACACAUCAACCCUUAUCUCUGCACUCAUAUCAUUUACGCAUUUGCUGACGUGGUCGAUGGUAGAGAUCUGAGGCCAUCGGCUAAGGAUGACGUUAGCAAUAAAGGAUUAUACUACAGGACAAUGGGUCUGAAGAAGUUAAAUCCAGAACUAAAGGUCCUGUUGGCAGUAGGGGGUUGGUUUGUCGGUUCAAAACCAUUCAUUCCUAUCUUGCAGUCCGACUCCAAUCGUUUGGCAUUUGUUGCCAACGUAAUUGCCUACCUAAGAAAGUAUAACUUUGAUGGCCUGGAUAUGGACUGGGAGUUUCCAGGGGCACGAGGAAGUCCUGAAUCUGACAAGCAUCGUUUCACUCUCCUGAUGAAGGAUCUCCAAGAUUCAUUCCGAGAAGAGUCAAAGUCUAGUGGUAGAGAAAAACUUCUGUUAACCAUGGCAACCGCCGGAGGGAUGUACUUUAUCAGUAAAUCGUACGAUCCACCACGGUUGAUACCUCACAUCGACUACCUGUUACUAAUGGCCUACAACUAUCAUGGGAGCUGGGAGGAUAGGACUGGGCAUCACAGCGGUAGCCACCCCCGGGCACAGGAAGUGGGGCCUGAGAGGCAGUUAAACCAGCAAUGGACAAUUGACUACUGGUUAGAGCAAGGUGCCAGUCAGGACAAAUUGAUCGUUGGCAUAGCAACGUAUGGAAUGACUUUCACGUUGGCGGAUGCAAAUCAAAAUGGUGUAAAUGCAAGUGCAACCGGGGGUGGAAAGAAGGGAAAAUAUACAAAAGAAGAGGGCAUACUUUCGUACUUCGAGAUAUGUGAUUAUAUGAAAUAUGGGAUGAAAACUGUUUGGAUGGAUGAGCAAAUGGCGCCUUAUGGUUACCAUAACAACCUGUGGGUUGGCUAUGACAACCAGGAGAGUAUCACCUACAAGGCCAAUAACAUCAGGAACAGAGGCUUAGGCGGGGCAUUUAUUUGGUCGGUGGAAAUGGAUGACUUCAAUGGAAAAUCAUGUAACCAAGGCAGAUAUCCACUCCUUUCGACAAUAGCAGAGAUCCUUAGACCACAAUCGGUGAAGACGUACAUACCAAGAUUCCCUCGUCCGAAUAGGCGAACCACUUUACAACCUGGCCAGAGGACGCUAAGGCCAACACCAAGGAAGGUUAGACCAACUAAGAAUAAAGUAAGACCUCGUUCUCGAACAAAUGCUAUCCCUGAAAGACCCAAAACUGACAGCCAGAAUGCUAACGGUGUAAAAACAGCCAAAUCCGACUCAGCUGACAACAUGAGGGAACUGACUUCCAAAAAGGAAGGAGAUCCCGAUAUGGUAACAGACGAAGAGAAUGGCGACAGUCGGAUUUCUCAUCGAGGGGGAAAUAACAAAUAUCAACGAACGAGAACUAUUCCUACUGAAAACGAAGAUGAUACAGAAUCAAAACAGAUUAAAACAGGCAAAUUCGUUUGCCCAACUGCUGGUUUUUAUAAAGACACCCUAGACUGUGGUAAAUAUUACAUCUGCUUGAACAUGGGGAAUAAAUAUCGCCAGUUUCACCUUUCUUGUCCCCGGGAUCUUAGGUGGCCAGGGUUAAAGAUGCACUCUAAACCAAGAAGUGGGCAAGGUUAACUGCCAUUAUAGCGCAGUGUUCUUUGUUCGGACAAUUUGGGAUCAGGGGUGUUCUUUUUUCAAUUCAUUUCAAUUUAUUCAUUUCAUAAUUCUUAUAUAAUAU
This is a messenger RNA of Owenia fusiformis, 1975 nucleotides long. Lineage: Eukaryota; Metazoa; Annelida; Polychaeta; Sabellida; Oweniidae. The record is from the annotation of a GenBank genome assembly.